Lynx canadensis (Canada lynx) is the source of this 4124-nucleotide messenger RNA. It is a transcript of the gene SKAP1, whose product is annotated as src kinase associated phosphoprotein 1. The coding region runs from base 130 to 1221 and encodes 363 amino acids. The transcript is spliced from 14 exons. Gene Ontology annotation, cellular component: cytoplasm; plasma membrane. Gene Ontology annotation, molecular function: protein binding. Lineage: Eukaryota; Metazoa; Chordata; Mammalia; Carnivora; Felidae. The record is from RefSeq and is a predicted model, not a curated record.
GCGGCGGCAGAGACAGAGGUACAGGUGCCUCCGCCGGGCGACCGCCGCCCGCCAGCCCGCCCGCCUUGGCACCAGGCCUUCACGGCCCCUCUCCCGCCUCACACUCCGGCCUCCUCACCGCCCGGCCAAAUGCAGGCCGUCGCCCUCCCCGAGGAGAUCCGUUGGCUCAUGGAAGAUGCUGAGGAGUUCUUGGCUGAAGGUUUGCGGAAUGAGAACCUCAGUGCUACUGCAAGGGACCACAGAGACCAUAUACUAAGGGGCUUCCAGCAAAUCAAAACUAGGUACUAUUGGGAUUUUCAGCCCCAAGGGGGAGACCAAGCUGAAAGUUUCCUUGGACAGGACAGCUCUGAUGAUAACCAUAGUGGAACUCAUGGCCCCUCUCUCACAUCAGAUGCACCUUUUUUGCCCGAUUAUCAGGAUGAGGGAGUGGAAGACAUCACAAGAGGAGCUCAAGAGCUGGAUAACAUCAUCAAGCAGGGAUACUUGGAGAAGAAAAGCAAAGAUCAUAGUUUCUUUGGAUCGGAAUGGCAGAAACGAUGGUGUGUCAUCAGCAGAGGCCUCUUCUACUACUAUGCUAACGAGAAAAGCAAGCAGCCCAAAGGGACCUUUCUCAUUAAGGACUACAGUGUCCGGAUGGCCCCGCACCUGCGAAAAGAUUCCAAGAAAGAAUCCUGCUUUGAACUGACCUCCCAGGACAGGCGCAGCUAUGAGUUUACAGCUGCUAAUCCAGCUGAGGCCAGAGACUGGGUGGAUCAAAUAAGUUUCUUGUUAAAGGAUCUGAGCUCCUUAACCAUUCCAUAUGAAGAGGAGGAGGAAAAGGAGGAAGAAGAAGAGAUGUAUGACGAUAUUGAUGGCCUUGACUCCCCAAAUUCCAGUUCCCAGUGCAGACCCGUCAUCUUGCCUGGGAGUGUGGGGCUAAAAGAGCCCACAAAGGAGGAGGAAGAAGAUAUUUAUGAAGUCUUGCCAGAUGAAGAGCACGAUCUGGAAGAGGAUGAGAAUGGGACUCCACAUAAAGGAGUGGACUAUACCAAUUAUUACCAGGGCCUAUGGGAUUGCCAUGGUGACCAGCCAGAUGAACUAUCCUUCCAACGGGGUGACCUCAUCUACAUUCUGAGCAAGGAGUAUAACAUGUAUGGCUGGUGGGUAGGAGAACUGAACAGCCUCAUUGGGAUUGUUCCAAAGGAGUAUCUCACCACUGCCUUUGAGACGGAAGAAAGAUGAAACCCAGGACACAUAUCCUUGUCUCUGCCCUGCCUUUUUGAAGAGACUGCUCAUCAGGAGUUCCUAUCCGCCCCCCCUCCCCAGCCACCCCACCAACACCAUGGACUCUUCUCUUGACUGAACGGACCCAAGCCUCUGACACCUUGCAGUCACUGCAAACUGCCAGCAAGAUGAGUGGGCAGAGGCGGAGUCAGCAGAUCUGUUGCUAACCUUGCCUUGUACUUUCUCCCACCUUCAUUUUGUUUUCACCCCACCUCUAAACGUGUCCCCACAUCCACACCUGCCCUCUCCACAGGCUUGUCACAGAGAAGGUGAGAGAAAAGGAAACCUUUGGAGGAGGAAGUUGCUAGUUGUUUCAGCUGAUUUGAAAAGCAUAAAUAAACUUCCUAUUUGGUUCCUUGCAGUGUGUGACAGUGUCAGAUUUCUUUUUGCAGUGGUAUCCAAAGUGCUGGUUCCAGGCAUUCUUGCCACCUCCAAACAAAGGACAAAAGGAUAGCCUGAGAGAAAACAAAAACUCAGGCAGAGAAGGAGACUUGCAGUUAUCUUGCUGGGCAGAAUCCCCUCUGGAACCCAGGCCUGCCUGCUCUCUGGUUGGCUUCUCAGACUUCUUCUGGCUGCAUACUUGGUUAUUUUUCCUCACGUGCUGACUCUGAAAUGAGACAGGGCUGGAAGCAAGUCCUUGGAGUCAGCACGUUGGAGAGUUCCUUUUCGGACCCCGGUGAGCAACCACAGUGCGUCUUGCACCUCAAGUCCCAGAUAAGGGCCAAGGAAGUGCUUUGAGGAGGUCUUAUGUGUGCACAGCCCCAUUCUUGUCCCUGUUGUCUGUACCUAGCGCUCAGGUUAUCUGUGUCUUGAAGAGGCAGCAAAGCAAGGUGGUUGAGAACAUGAGAAUAAACCCCAGUUCCCCAUUUACUACAUAUGUUCUCUCAAGCAAGUUACUUGACAUUUUAUGCCUUAAUUUCUCCACCUUAGAAUCUAGUGGGGACUCUGUUUCAGUGGGUCAUUAGGAAAAUUAAAGAGGCAACAUGUGUAACAUACUUGGAACAACGCCUGGCAUGUAGUAACUGCUCAAUAAGGCUUAGCUAUCAUUUAUGGCCAGACUCACUGUGCAAGAAAUUUUGCAAAAUGUACAACUGAGCAGCUCUAGAAAUUUUACCUCUGAAACUGCCUAUUCAGAGCAGUCCUGGAAUGGCAAUAGCCCUCCUCACCUCUGCAACAACCGUAUUCUAGCCCUGCAGUAAGACACCCAUUUCACAUCACCAAGAGAGGGAAACUGGAGAGCUGUCAGUGCAUCCCAAGUUUCUCAGAACAUUUUAUGACAGCCAUUCAUUUCCAGAUUGCCUGACCCGGGAGUUUAAAAAAAAAAAAAAAGAAGCUUUUUGUGUAUGAGAAGAUAAAGAGGUAAGAAAAGGGGACAAUGGGGUCUGGCAGAACAAACAAAAAAGAAGGAGAUAAAAGGCAAUACAGAACUGUUGAUAAUGUGCCCUCCGCUUUACACAGGGCGCUAAAGGAGACUGAACCACUAGGUGGCAGCAGAUGAGCAGAUGAACCAAAAACAACCAAUUGCCUCCCGUUUCAGGAAGCUUUGCACCAAUCCCAACCUACAGGACAUCUCCUCCCAUGGCAUACACUCAACUGUGCACAAGACGGUGCUGGGAUGGCGCCUGGCCUUGGAUUAACUGAGCUGCUGUUGUACGCACUGCUGGUAAUGGAUCAUUAAAAAAGCCGGGAGUCAGAAAAAUCGCAUCCGUGUCUUUGAACGGCUCCUGCUGUCCCAGCAGCCUACCCUGCUGGCAGAACUAGCUGCUGAGCACCAACUCCAGGAAGAAAAGGAGCGAACAGAAGAAGGCCAACCCAGCUUGCUGUUUUUUGGCUGAGUAGGGAAUUGACACAGACCACCUCCGGCUCCUGUCUGGAAGUUUCGAGAUCAGAGAGCUUCAGGCACAGCUGGGUUCACAGCUGCACCAUUUGGAGCAUUGGACUCAUUAAUAUUCAUGAGUCAUCCCCACCAAUCGGCAGAGCGGAUGCCAUUAGCUUAGCAUCUGUCGGGUUUUUGUGAGGGUUGCGUAUGGAGUUUUUUUCCCCUUUUAAAUGAACUUCUUUUGACAUUUUGGAUUUGCCUCUGUAGGUUUUCUAGCCUCGCCUUGCUCCGCUGCAUCAUAUAAAGGAGAGACCCAGGGGAGGCGGGCAGGAAAGAGGGAUGGGUCCCAGCCAGGGCUCUGCAUCUGCCUGUUGACAAACUUUAUUUCUCUUUCAGCACCUGGCACCUCAGACAGGCUGCGAGGACGGAAGCGGCAGCAGGUAAAUUAUCCCUAACAAGGUUCAUGCCCACAAGUGCGAGAAAAGCCGGAUCCUGGCUCUCCAGAAGACGACCCUUCCUCCAGCGGUGGACUAGCGCGGCACACACAGUGCCGGAGAGCUGCGGCCCCCGGCUCUGAACCGUUAUUUCCACGCUGAUAAAUUCAUGAUUUAUGAAAGCAACUACUGCCAGCCCUCCCUCCCUCCUCCUCUGCUACAGCUUGUUAGACACGAAUGGCAACAACCGUCUUAAAUACUUGGAAUUUUAUUUCAGGCCAAAGCCCCUCAACUCUGAACUAAAUGCCAUGACAGUCCCACAGCACAGGCUGGUGUUAAAGGAGCCCGCAGACAGGGCGGGCUGGCCAGAGGAGGGGGGGGUGGGCGAGAGGAGAACCGCACACCCAUACCCACACCCACACCUAAGCGCCACGCAAUGCACACCGCCAGCGGCACUGGGCUCCUAGCCGCUCGGCUCUCCACGGAGAGGAAUUAUGGCAGCAGGAGGGCAGAAUGCCUCAUUGUGUGAAGGCGUGUCGUUCCUCACCUCCAUCCCCAGAGCCCUCUCUCCAGGCACAGACAAAGCCCUUGCGCCCCAUUGGACUGAA